AGAAAGGGAAAAAAAAAAAAAAGCCCCACAAAACAAACAAACAAACAAACAAACAAAAACCCAACAACAACCAAAAUCGCACACACUCGUUUUUGGAAAGGGAAUCCCUCUUUUUCUCCUGGAUUUGUGGAUGCACCGAUGAGAGAUCCAGCCUUCCCAGGGACUGCCAUGGCUUACCACCCCUUCCACGCACCCCGGCCGGCCGACUUCCCCAUGUCCGCUUUCCUCGCAGCCGCCCAGCCUUCCUUUUUCCCUGCUCUGGCUCUGCCUCCGGCCGCUCUGGCAAAGCCCAUGCCGGACCCCGGGCUGGCCGGGGCGGCUGAGGCCGGACUCCACGUCUCGGCCCUGGGACACCACCACCAAGCCGCCCAUCUGCGCUCCCUCAAGAGCCUGGAACCCGAGGAAGAGGUCGAAGACGACCCUAAAGUCACGCUGGAAGCCAAGGAACUUUGGGACCAGUUUCACAAACUGGGAACCGAGAUGGUGAUCACCAAAUCCGGGAGGAGGAUGUUCCCCCCGUUCAAGGUGCGGGUGAGCGGCCUGGACAAGAAGGCCAAAUACAUUUUGCUGAUGGAUAUAGUGGCGGCUGACGAUUGCCGGUACAAAUUCCACAACUCUCGCUGGAUGGUCGCCGGAAAGGCCGACCCGGAGAUGCCCAAGCGCAUGUACAUCCACCCCGACAGCCCGGCCACGGGGGAGCAGUGGAUGGCCAAACCUGUUGCCUUCCACAAACUCAAGCUCACCAACAACAUCUCGGACAAACACGGCUUUACCAUCCUGAACUCCAUGCACAAGUACCAGCCCCGGUUCCACAUAGUCCGGGCCAACGACAUCCUCAAGCUGCCCUACAGCACCUUCCGCACCUACGUGUUCCCCGAGACCGAUUUCAUCGCCGUCACCGCCUACCAGAACGACAAGAUCACCCAGCUGAAAAUCGAUAACAACCCCUUCGCCAAGGGCUUUCGGGACACGGGCAAUGGCCGACGGGAGAAAAGGAAGCAGCUCUCUCUGCCCUCCCUGCGGAUGUACGAGGAGCCCUGCAAACCCGACCGAGACGGCGGCGAGUCGGACGCCUCCUCCUGCGAGCCCUCGGCCGUGCGUGACGCCCUCCACUCCCCCGUGGGCCCCCUCCCCAGCCCCCUCCGCCUCAAAGGCAGCAGCAGAGAGGAGAAGCCGGGGGCUGACAGCGACGCGGAGGUGGAGAAGGUGCCCGAGGAGCGGCCGGCGGCAGCGGGCAGCCCCGGCGGGGAGGACGCAACGCCCCACGGCAGCCCUUGGUGCCCCGAGGAGAGGAGCAAGGAGAGGCGCAGCCCGGAGAAGGUCAAAGAUGGAGCAUCCCCCCGGGAGGGUCCUGGUGAGGGCUUGUUCGGCGCCAGAGGCCUGGAGAAGGACAAGGUGGAAGGACGGAGGAAAGAGCCGGAUCCGGGCAAGAAGGAUGCGGAGGGUGUUGGGCUGAGCAAGGAGGCCUUUGCCCCCCUGAUGGUGCACACGGACAGCCCCCCGCACCUGAGUGCUGGGCACCUGCAGAGCCUGGCCCUCUCUGGCCUCCACGGGCAGCAGUUUUUCAGCCCCCUGGGUGCCGGGCAGCCCCUCUUCAUCCACCCGGGACAGUUCGCCAUGGCCCCCGGAGCCUUCUCUGCCAUGGGCAUGGGACACUUGUUGGCCUCGGUGACCGGCGGGGGCAGCUUGGAGAAUGGAGCCCUCUCAUCCACCCCGGGUGCAGCAGGGACGGCCACCCCCUUCCCUUUCCACCUCUCCCAGCACAUGCUGGCCUCUCAGGGAAUCCCGAUGCCCACCUUCGGCGGACUCUUCCCCUACCCCUACACCUACAUGGCAGCGGCUGCAGCAGCCGCCUCGGCCAUGCCGGCCACCAGCGCCGCAGCCGCGGGGCCGCUCUCCCGCAACCCCUUCCUGGGCAGCACCCGUCCUCGCCUGCGCUUCAGCCCUUACCAGCUCCCGGUCACCAUCCCACCCAGCACCAACCUGCUGACCACCGGUCUGCCCGCCAGCAUCAACCCCGGUUCCGAGGGCUCCAAGGCCGGCAGCAGCCGGGAAUCCAGCCCCCUGCCCGAGGUGCCCCUGCACAAAGGGGGCAGCCAGCGCCCCGCCGCCGCCUCUCCCAAGGGCUCCCUGAAGGAAUCCCUCAACGAACUGCAAAACAUCCAGAGACUGGUGAGCGGGCUGGAGAGCCAGCGGGAGCUGUCACCCGGCAGGGAGUCCCCCAAGUGACCGACGGGGUGGGCAGCAAGCCCUCCCGGCGGGGCGGAGAAGCACUGGUAUUUUGUACAGCACAGUAUAAAUAUUUAUUGCGGAGCGAGGGGUGGGGGAUGGAUGAGGAACGGGGGGGCUGGAGCAGAGGGAUGAAACCCCGCUGCCUGCGUGGACCCAACGCUCCAGAACCAGGAGUGAGAGGUGGGAGCGCAGGCCUCGCCCAUCCCCCCCCUGGCUGUGGGGCUGGGAUCGGCUUCCCCACCUCCCCCCUCCCACUCCAGUGUGGCCACGGAGCCCCCCCCAGCAUCUCCACUCCCGCACUCGAGGCACUGGGCAGCUGUGGGAGGGGGGCAAGGAGCCGGCAUGGAGGCACCUGAUGGAUGGGGUGGCCCAGCCCCCCUGCCCCAGCCCCGGGGAGGUAAGCGGGGCCAAAGCCUCAUCUGGGCAAAGGGAGGGGGGGAGGAAAAAAAUAAUAAACAAACAAACAAACAAAAGAAAUAAGAAAGAAAACACGGGAAACAAACCGCCUCGGCAGCCACCGCUGCACAGAGCUGGUACGGUGGGCGGAGCCCCGCGGGUACCCGGGCAAAUAUUUAUGAAAUAAAUGGUAAUUUGUGUAAAUAAGCUAUAAGGAUCCCAGAAUAUGCAAAUUGGUAUUAAUUUAUUCAGAGUUGUACAUUGGUGUGUACAUAAUAUUUAGAGUUUAACUCAUCGCAUUUAAGUUUUUUUUUUCUUUUUCUUUUUCUUUUUUUUUUUUUUUUUUCAUUUUACAUGAACAUAUAUAUUGUAAAUGAAAACUAUUUAGCUCUUUGUGAUUGAAGGAGAUAUCGGUUUCUUUUAACUGUGUUUUAAAAUAUUGUUUAUCCCGCCUGUUCUCUAGGACAAUCAUGUGCCACCGGCAAAACAAUUUUUGGAGUCAUUGAAACUAAGAGCUCAAUUCUCUUACAGACUUUGGGAGGGGGGGAAAAAACCCAACCAAACAAAAAAACAUUAAUCCAAAUGGUGACAAAAAUAUCGCUACAGUGCGGGGUAUAGAAAAUGCAGGAAUAAACCUCAGGUUUUUAUUUUUCACUCCAGAACAACAACGAAAAAAAAAAAUAUAAGAAAUUUAAAUAUCACAGGACUGUGCUCUAUAUUUGUUUUAAAAUAAAAGAUACAUGAUUUGCAACGUGCUGGUUACUCGGGUAUCUGUCUGUUCAGUUUUCAUGAAUUCUCACAUCUUUCAAUAAAAA
Messenger RNA from Calypte anna (Anna's hummingbird), 3443 nucleotides. RefSeq names its product T-box transcription factor 2 (gene TBX2). The record is from RefSeq and is a predicted model, not a curated record. Lineage: Eukaryota; Metazoa; Chordata; Aves; Apodiformes; Trochilidae. Bases 139 to 2229 code for a protein of 696 amino acids. Gene Ontology annotation, molecular function: DNA-binding transcription factor activity, RNA polymerase II-specific; RNA polymerase II cis-regulatory region sequence-specific DNA binding. The transcript has 7 exons. Gene Ontology annotation, biological process: positive regulation of DNA-templated transcription; cell fate specification; regulation of transcription by RNA polymerase II. Gene Ontology annotation, cellular component: nucleus.